AGUUUUGUUUUGGUGAAAGUAAGAAGAAAAGAAUGUUGUUAUUUAUUUGGAUUAUUGCAAAGUAAACAAUAGUUUGGCUUGCCGCGCACCUGCCAUUCCCCGCUUCAACCCACCGCCCCCGUAACGACAAACGAAACAAGCGAUAUGUAUUCAUUAGGAAUAUUUGACACAAUUUGCAACGCGCGUAUUUGAAAGCUGGCAAUUGUUUUUUUCCUCCAACAACCUAGCAGCCCGGAGAAGUAACAAAAACAACAACUAAUAGCAAUAUCUGGUUUAGUUGCCGUUAAACAGAGCUGGCGUACAGACCAGAUCCCAAUCGGGCCCAAUACGUCGGGUCAAUAGCCACCAAGCGAAGUUCAGACCAAAAUAUUAUAUAUACAUUAUCGAGUUAGUUAAAGACCGACGAUGGGCUUGCCCUUUCAGAAACUAAAGAAGCUCUGGCUUCUCUAUCUGUUUUUGCUGUUCUUUGCAUUCUUCAUGUUUGCAAUUAGCAUAAAUUUAUAUGUGGCAAGCAUACAGAACACGGACCCACAGCAAAGUCAUCCAAAGCCAGCGCCCAAACGUCGCUCACUGUGGCCGCGUAAAAACAUUGUGGCUCAUUAUAUUGGCAAGGGAGACAUCUUCGGCAACAUGACUGCAGACGAUUACAACAUUAACCAGUUCAAGCCCAUUGAAAAUGAGGGAGCCGAUGGCCGUCCCGUUGUGGUGCCGCCUCGAGAUCGUUUUCGUAUGCAGCGUUUCUUUCGCUUGAACAGCUUCAAUUUGCUGGCCAGUGAUCGGAUACCACUCAAUCGUACGCUCAAGGACUAUCGGACACCAGAAUGCCGCGACCGAAAAUAUACCAAAAAUUUGCCCAACACAUCAGUGAUCAUUGUAUUCCACAAUGAGGCCUGGUCGGUGCUAUUGAGAACCAUAACGAGUGUGAUAAAUCGUUCACCAAAACAUCUGCUCAAGGAAAUUAUAUUGGUGGAUGAUGCCAGCGAUCGCACCUAUCUAAAGCGUCAAUUGGAGAGUUAUAUUAAAGUUCUGGCGGUGCCUACACGUCUGUAUCGCAUGAAGGAGCGCAGUGGUUUAGUUCCUGCCCGUCUAAUGGGUGCUCAGCAUGCACGUGGUGAUGUGCUUACCUUCUUGGAUGCCCACUGCGAAUGCUCACGCGGCUGGCUAGAGCCUUUGCUGGCGCGGAUUAGGGAGUCACGCCAAGUUGUCAUCUGCCCCGUCAUCGAUAUAAUCUCGGAUGACAAUUUCAGCUAUACAAAAACCUUUGAGAACCAUUGGGGAGCCUUUAAUUGGCAAUUGAGUUUCCGUUGGUUCUCCUCGGAGAGGAAGAGAUCGACCACAGAAAGUAGUGUCAAGGAUUUAACAGCUCCCAUAGCUACACCAGGAAUGGCUGGUGGCCUCUUUGCCAUUGAUCGCAAAUACUUCUACGAGAUGGGCUCCUAUGACAGCGAAAUGCGUGUCUGGGGUGGCGAAAAUGUUGAAAUGUCAUUCCGGAUCUGGCAAUGCGGCGGCAGAAUAGAGAUAAGCCCGUGCUCUCAUGUAGGUCAUGUCUUUCGUAGCAGUACCCCUUACACAUUCCCUGGAGGAAUGAGUGAGGUUCUGACCAAUAAUUUAGCUCGUGCUGCCAGCGUUUGGAUGGAUGAUUGGCAAUACUUUGUUAUGCUCUAUACCUCGGGACUGACGCUGGGUGCCAAGGAUAAGAUUAAUGUAACCGAACGUGUGGCUCUGCGUGAGAAACUGAAGUGUAAACCAUUUUCAUGGUAUUUGGAGCACAUUUGGCCAGAGCAUUUCUUCCCGGCACCUGAUCGUUUCUUUGGCAAAAUCAUAUGGCUGGAUGGUGAGACGGAAUGUGCCCAGGCCUAUAGCAGGCACAUGAAAAACUUGCCCGGAAGGGCUCUGUCCCGCGAAUGGAGUCGAGCUUUUGAUGAGAUUGACAACAAGGCAGCUGAAUUUACAUCUCUAAUUGAUUUGGAGCGGGACAAGUGUCUACGUCCGCUCAGAGAUGAUGUGCCACGUUCCUCCCUGCAGCCGGUAACCGUCGGCGAUUGCACCUCGCACGCCCAGACCAUGGAUAUGUUUGUUAUUACACCCAAAGGGCAGAUUAUGACCAAUGACAAUGUCUGUCUUACCUAUCGUCCGCCCAAGCAGGGUGUCAUAAAGCUGCUCAAGAAUCGAAAUGCCACCACAUCUAAUAUAAUGCUGACACAAUGCGCCAGCGAACCAAGUCAAUUCUGGAGCUACGAUAUGGAUACACAACAAAUUUCGCAUAGAGAUACAAAACUUUGCCUUACCCUGAAGUCGGCCACAAAUACACGUAGUCAGAAGGUGGAGAAAGUGGUGCUAAGCAUGCAAUGCGAUUUCAAGGAUAUAACACAGAAAUGGGGCCUAAUACCAUUGCCAUGGCGCUUGUAGAUGACCAAAAUGCUUAUGCCUGCCGUUAACCUUAGCAAAAACAUUUCUACAUAUAUAUCUCUCUCUUUAACAUAAUGUGAUAUUUAUUGAAAUUGUCUGACGAAUGCCACUCGUUGUUUUUUAAACCCAAACACACACACCCACACACAUACACACUCACAACGACACCCACACCGAAAAACACCCACAAGAAUUGUUUAUAAAACAUUUUUACUUUGAAUGCAUUUCCCAUUGAAUGCAUUGCGACUUGAUA
Molecule: messenger RNA, 2662 nt
Organism: Drosophila willistoni
Lineage: Eukaryota; Metazoa; Arthropoda; Insecta; Diptera; Drosophilidae
Gene: Pgant3
Product: polypeptide N-acetylgalactosaminyltransferase 3
Exons: 6
Coding region: 406-2409 (667 amino acids)
Cellular component (GO): Golgi apparatus
Source: RefSeq, a predicted model, not a curated record